UUUAAACUUUGUCACACAGUAGAAAGAGGGUUCGGGGCAGAAAGAUCUCAAAGAAAAGGCAAAAAGACACCCCCCCCCCCAAGCGCUACAAAGGAACCAUUUGGAUAAAACUCACUUGGCAAAACAGCACGGAAGGAAGCAAAGUCACCAACAACCAGGCUAUGGCCUCUCCCCGACUAGACAGCAUGGAGCUACUGGACCUUCUGUUUGACCGGCAGGAUGGCGUCCUUCGCAGUGUGGAGUUUGGGACCCCAGUGGCAGCUUGGACUGGACGAGAGGACAGUUUGGUGAAUGUGCAAGAAAAUGAAGAUUUCCUUACUUCCAUCUUGGGCCCACCAGACUCCACUCUUGACUCCCCGAGUUGGUCUCCUUCUGGCAGUGAUAGUGGCCUCUCAGAGGACCCAAAUUCUGACCAGCUGGACAGUCCUCCACACUAUGUUCCGACAGGAAGCCCAGGGGCCUACUCCGAUGGAGGACACAGUGACCUGUCUUAUGCCCCUUACCAAGACUCGUGCCAAGCCAUGCCUGUCUUGAAAGUGCCGAUGGAUAACCGGCGAGAGGCAGAGGUGUCUAUAGACUUUGAUAUAUGGGAAGCAGGUUUUUACCCAGAAAAGCAAGAACUGGCUGCUCCCCAUCUGAACUCACCUUCUUGCACCUUGACCGUGAAGGAUCUUUUGCUGUCGAACAACAGUGACACGCAUCAACAGGCCAUGGCCCCAUCCCUGAUGAGGCAAAGCCAUGGAAAUUGCCAGGAACUGGUCUUAACAGAAGACGAGAAGAAAUUGCUGGCCAAAGAAGGGGUGACGCUGCCCACUCAGCUGCCCCUCACUAAGUAUGAGGAAAGGGUGCUCAAGAAGAUUCGGAGAAAGAUCCGGAACAAGCAGUCAGCACAGGAAAGUCGGAAGAAGAAGAAGGAAUACAUUGAUGGGCUGGAGUCCCGGAUGUCAGCCUGUACGGCUCAGAACCAAGAGCUACAAAGGAAAGUUGUUCAUUUGGAGAAACAGAACUUGUCCCUCCUCCAGCAGCUGAAGAAACUUCAAGCGUUGGUGAUCCAGUCCAGCAGCAAAGCAGCUCAGACUGGCACUUGUGUUGCGGUCCUUCUGCUCUCCUUUGCCCUGAUUGUUUUUCCAUCCAUCCACCCUUUUGCUCACAACAAAGCCGAGAUGGAAGGCGACUUCCUGCCUGUGAGAGUUUUUUCCAGGUCACUCCACAAUGAUGCUUCCUCCAGGGUCGUCUCCUCCCCGGCCAAAGAUGCCGACCCACGCAUCAAGAUGCCAGAGAAGCCUAUGUGGACUGAAUAUGCCAACGAGGGACAGAACAGGCAGGAGGAGGUCCUUGGCAAAUUCGUCGGGAGCCAUGUGAUUUCCAGGCACCACAAGGCAGGAGAGGCUGUCUUGAAGAAUGGCACAGAGUCCUUAUCAGAGGGGGCACACUUGGACUUGGAAGGACUCGGGCAUGACAACCACAUUACUGAGCAUGGCUUGGCAUCGGUGGCAUGGACAGAGUCCAGUCAGCCCAGCAAGAGGGUUCUGGAGCCGGCUGAAGAGCUGUGACCGUCCCCUCCUGCUGCCUCCUUCUGUAUGACAUUCUGAGACUUAAUAGGGGGUUGAUAGGGAUGUGCCAAGGGAACUGCUCCUCUCCCACUGUGCAGGGAGGAGAAGGCAUGGGUGGGGGGGGCUGUGGUAUGUGUGAGAGAAAGAGACGGCAUCACAAGUGCUUCCCUCUUCCAGCCUUCUCAAUAGCAUGCUCCAGAGCAAGCCAAGUCAGAAGGGAGCUCCUUUUUCCUGGAUCUCUUCCCAUCUUCCAUUUUUAAGGCAUGGGGAGUUCUCCCUUGCGAGCCUGGUGGUGAGGCAAGAGGGCCUGUUGUGAGGGAGUCCGUCGUCAGAACCAAAGCAUAAGAUCAUUUAGUGUUUGCCAGAGGGAUGGGCAACAGAGGUGCAGAGAAACCACCCUCUCCCCCCGGAAACCUUACUCGGCGAGUCCCCUGGCUUCUUUUGCUGGCAGAGUCCAUACAUUCAAACACGUUUCUGUAAUCAUGAGGACUAGAACUUGUUCUGUUUUUCUUUUUUAAAAGGAAAGCAGAGAUUCUCAGGGAGCUGAAUUCCGUGGCCAGCACUGAAUCCUUCUCAUUCGCUUCCUCCUAUUGUCAAAUAAGAGAUAAAACAGGAUCAAAGGCUUGCACAAUCAGGACUGGUUCUCUCUUUGUUUUAAAAAAAUAUAUUGAUUUUUAAGCCUGCUCUUACAUGGGGCUGCUUGUGGUCUCCCAUCUCAAAAACCAAUCAGGCUUACACCUGCAUCAUUUCAGCAUCGGGUGCAACAUUUCAGCCUUUAACUUGCACCAUCGAAUACUAAAGCAUGAGCCUGUUCUCCUUCAUCACUCAUGAAGGACCAAUAGUUCUAGAAUUAGGCAUGCGUCUUUUUAAAAAAAAAAAAUUAGAAAGGGCAAGCCAGGUUUGGAUCUGAUUGCCACUUCUGAUUGUUUUAAAAUGAAAUGGAUUUAAUUCUACCCACUAGGGCCCAGUGCGGUGUAGUGAUCAAAAUGUAAGAGCCGAGCUACAAGAGAUGAAUUACACGAGGAGGAGCACGUGAAAGGAGUCACAACGUUAGCCGGGAAGCUGAGUUUUAAAAGAGAUCGGAAGGCUCUGUCAGUUUCCCCUCUCUACAGAGCCAGGGAGAUAGCUGCUCAGAACAUUUGUUUAUUUCCUCUUUGCCUCUUAGAAGGGGAGGUGAAACUGACAGAGCCUUCUGGAGGCAAAGAGGAAAUUAACAAACGCUUCAGCCAGCUGGACAUAAAUCAACUCUGAUAGAUAUCUGCCCAUAUUUUCCUCACGCAGCCUGCCCAUUCCCCAAUGGUCAUUGCUCUUCAUCUUAAAGUGGCCCAGGUAAUGAGGUUAACCCACAUGAACCCCAAAUUCUAAAGCUGCAGCCAAGGCCAGCUUCAAUACUCCAUUACCUUUCUGUGCAUCAGCAAUGUCUCAAAACCACCCUCCCUUCUUUAGCUUUUGUGGAGUGCAUGGGCGCAGCGGUGACUUGCAGAAGGGAUUUCUCUGGUUUAAAAAUGCUUUGCUGCAUUUCGCCCUUUAAGUUUCUUCCUCUAUCCAGUGCUGCUGACUUAAGUCCCCGGCCCUCUUGCUUAGAUGAAUGUUUGCUCCCACCCCACUUGGGCCACCAGAUGUAGGUGCGAUUAAAACUGCUGAUGUCUGUCUGCUUCUCAGUUGCCAAGUCUGGCUUGGGAAAUUCCUGGAGAUUUGGGAGCGGAACCUUGGGAAAAUCAAGGUUUGGGGAGGGAUGUUAGUGGGGGUAUAAUGCAAUAGAGUCCACCCUUCAAAGUGGCCAUUUUCUACAGGGGAAUUAAUUUCUGGAGAUCAGCUGUAAUUCCAGAAGAACUCCAGGCCCCACCUGGGGUUUGGCAACCUGAACCCCAUGGCUCUGGUGAAAGGAAGAGGCCUUUUGUGACUGGAUUAGCUGGAGCUAAUUGUCAUGAACAAGCAGUAGUCUUCCAUCUGUUGAGAACUGAGACCCAUCUUGGAUGCCAAGGUGGCAGCAUGGGACCUAUUAAGCAGGAAUCAUGUGACAGGAAGAGCGAUGGCAUCAGAAUCAUGCACCAGGAAGAUCAAGACGUAUAACCCAAGAAUGAUAUCCUGUUGGCUUUAGCUUUCUUUGGUACCUUGUGCAAGACAGCUGUGUGUGUGAGGGGGGGGGGCGCAUAGUUCCUUAGCCAGCUGUGUGAUUCUCCAUAUGUCAGGCCUUGCCCUCCUCUGGAGCUGGCCGUAGGCAUAUCUAUGCAGCUGAGACGGGUGUGUUUCUCUAAAAGAAAGCCAGGAAGUGGUGGGCAGCUGCCUACUUGGAUAGGGACCGGAGCUUUUGAGGCAUCUUAAAGACGAGCAGAUUAAAAGGGACAUAAAUCUUUUUUUUUUUUUAGUGAUAGGUGCAUGUGGCUACUCCCUCCAAAGACACAGCUGCGAGCCAUCGUCUUCACUGCCCUAAAAUGACAGAAACAAAUAGCUAAAUGUAGCAUGUAUGUGUACGAAUUACCAGAGAUUUGAAUUUUUUAAAUGAAAUGUCUGAAUCCAUGUGUGACUGAGUUGGUCAAUUCAUGUUCCACAAUCGGGCUUGCUGCACUUGAAAAAUAAUAAACACGGAGUAAAUAAC
This is a messenger RNA of Eublepharis macularius, 4152 nucleotides long. RefSeq names its product cAMP responsive element binding protein 3 like 3 (gene CREB3L3). Bases 162 to 1553 code for a protein of 463 amino acids. The record is from RefSeq and is a predicted model, not a curated record. Lineage: Eukaryota; Metazoa; Chordata; Lepidosauria; Squamata; Eublepharidae. Gene Ontology annotation, molecular function: DNA-binding transcription factor activity, RNA polymerase II-specific; RNA polymerase II cis-regulatory region sequence-specific DNA binding. Gene Ontology annotation, cellular component: nucleus. Gene Ontology annotation, biological process: regulation of transcription by RNA polymerase II. The transcript is spliced from 10 exons.